Helianthus annuus (common sunflower) is the source of this 636-nucleotide messenger RNA. RefSeq lists its product as uncharacterized. The transcript has a single exon. Lineage: Eukaryota; Viridiplantae; Streptophyta; Magnoliopsida; Asterales; Asteraceae. The record is from RefSeq and is a predicted model, not a curated record. Bases 1 to 636 code for a protein of 211 amino acids.
AUGAACCUUGCGAGGUUCUUAACUGAAUCUGUUCCCCAACCAGUGGAAGGGGAGACCAACGCUCAGGCUCUGAGCGCGGUAGAGGCUUGGAAGCACUCGGAUUUUAUUUGUCGAGGCUAUGUGUUAAACGGGCUUUCGGAUGCAUUGUAUAACGUGUACUACAAUGUCAAGACUUCCAAAGAUCUUUGGGAUGCCUUAGACAAGAAGUACAAAACGGAGGAUGCUGGCACAAAGAAAUUUGUGGUUGCCCGUUUCUUGGAUUUCAAAAUGGUUGAUUCUAAAACAGUUAUAAAUCAAGUCCAAGAAUUCCAAAUUAUACUACAUGAUAUCUCUGCGGAAGGCAUGACACUUAGCGAGACAUUCCAAGUGGCAACAAUGAUUGAAAAGUUACCUCCUAGUUGGGUUGAUUUUAAGAAUUAUCUUAAACACAAACGAAAGGAGAUGACUAUAGAGGACCUUAUUGUUCGUCUUCGGAUUGAAGAGGACAAUAGAAUUGCCCUAAAAGGCAGCCUUGCGCAAACUUCUGCUAGCGCAAAUUUGGUUGAGCAUGGGCAAUCCUCUAAGGGCGCGAAGGGCAAGGGGAAAAAGGACAAAGAGAAAGCAAAGGCUAGCAAACUUGGACCGAAGAAGUUGUGA